AUGGGUAAGAUGUUGGUCUGUUUUGUGUUUCUCUGUCUGUUGAGCUAUGGUGACUGUGGAGGUCUCCACCUUCAAGGAGAUUAUAUCAUCUCUGGCUGGUUCCCUCUCCAUAAUUCAGAUUCCACCAUCCCAUCGACACCUUACCUGACUGACUGCACACAAGGCUUGACCAAUAAGCAUGGUUAUCAUCUGGUGCAGGCCUUCAGAUAUGCCAUGGACGAAAUUAACAACGGCACCCAGAAUAAGCAGCUACUUCCAGGGGUCACGCUGGGCUACCGGACAUAUGAUUUAUGCUCCCUCCCAGCCAGCAAUCUGGCCACCUUGGAUCUGCUGGCACAACAGGACGACAGUUCAGCUGUAGACAGCCGUACUGUGGCCAUCAUCGGUCCUGACAGCAGUUCCUACUCUUUCACACCAUCCGCUGCUCUUGGUGCAUUCCUGGUCCCUCAGAUCUCCUACGAGGCAUCAAAUGAAUUGCUGAGCAACAAGAUCCUCUAUCCAGCUUUCUUCCGCACCAUUCCCAGUGACAAAAACCAAGUCAGCGCAAUGAUACAAAUUCUCGUCAGAUUUAACUGGACCUGGAUCGCUCUUCUCGGUAGUGACAAUCCAUAUGGUAUACAAGGAAUGCAAGGCCUAUCCCAGCAAGCUUCACUUUACAAUUUAUGUAUUGCAUAUCAAGCCGAGAUACCCGCUGUAACUAACAAGACGAAGCAAUACAUGCAAGACAUGGUCAAAAACAUCCUCAAAACCAAAGUCAACACUAGAGUUGUCUUUGCCAAUAAGAGGCGGGCCGCUGGCUUCUUUCCUUUUGUUAUCGACCAAAACGUGACAGGAAAAGUGUGGAUUGGGACAGAGGAUUGGUCGGUGGCGUCAACAGUGAGUAGUAUCCCAGGGAUCAGUACGAUAGGGACUGUCCUCGGUGUCGCAGUCCAAUAUACUGAAUUUAGUGGUUUUGACGAUUUUGAAAGGCUUUCUGUGCCCAGGCUGAAAGACACUGGUUUAAAAAGUCCAUUCAACCACAGUGUCCCUUGUAUGCAAAAUACAAACCUUUAUGAAAUAGCGAUUCAAGGCUUUUCUAUGUCACAGUAUGACAUUGUUUCCUCCUUUAACGUGUAUAAGGCCGUGUACGCGGUGGCUCAUGCGCUGCACAACAUCCUGCAAUGUGACUCUGGACUGUGUCAGAAAUAUAAGGUGCAGCCAUGGGAGGUAUUUCAUCAGCUGAAACGAGUUCGGUUUUCAAUUCGAAAUACAUCAUUUUAUUUUGAUAAGAAUGGAGACCCUCCUACAGGUUAUGAUAUAGUGACGUGGGUAUGGACAGACGGCCAGUGGUCAUUUAAGGUGGUGGGAAAUUACAGUCCAGUUCCAACUGAACUUCAGUUAGACACCUCUCAGAUUAAAUGGACAGGUCAAGUGUCUCCUGUAACCAAGGUUCCUGAGUCACUGUGUUCUCCAGAGUGUCCUUACGGACACAGAAAGCUCAUGACCGGACAGCAUAAGUGUUGCUUUGACUGCAUGGCAUGCCCUGCUGCCACUUUCCUCAACAAAACAGGUUACACUUUCUGCCAAGUGUGUGCCAGAGACUACUGGUCUGAAGCAGAGAGUGAGACGUGUAAGAAGAGAGCCGAGCUGUACCUGCCGUGGGGCGCUCCGCUCACUACAGCCCUGCUCAUAUACCUGGGUGUGACCCUGUUUCUCACCCUUGGCACGGCUGUCAUCUUCCUAUUCAACCUCAGUACCCCUGUUGUGAAGUCGGCCGGAGGGAAGACAUGUCUGCUAAUGCUGGCGUCUCUGACUGUGGCCUCCUGCAGCACCCUGUGCCACUUCAACAGACCCUCCCACAUCGGCUGCCUCCUCAAACAGCCCCUCUUCAUUAUCAGCUUCACUGUGUGCCUGGCGUGUGUGACUGUGCGCUCUUUUCAGGUGGUUUGUAUAUUUAAAUGGUCCUCCAAGCUGCCAAGAUCCUAUGAGACCUGGGCUAAGAAUCGAGGCCCUGAGAUGUUCAUCUUCAUCACGACAGUGGUGGAGGUCUUCAUCUCUCUUCUUCGCAUGCUCCUCGACCCUCCCUUUCCAUCUCGGGACUAUGACUUCUACAGUGACAGCAUUAUUCUGGAGUGCAGUAAGACUCUGUCUCUCGGGGCCUUCGCUGAGCUCUUUUUUGUGUGUGUGUUGAGUUUAAUUUGUUUCUGCCUGAGCUACAUGGGAAAAGAUCUGCCGGCCAAUUAUAAUGAGGCCAAAUGCAUUACAUUUAGUCUCAUGAUAUAUAUGAUUUCUUGGAUCACAUUCUUCACAGCUUACUGCAUUUCCAGAGGGAGCUUCGCCAUGGCCCUAAACGUAGGCGCCAUUCUAUUUAGUGUGCUAGGAAUACUCGGUGGCUACUUUUUGCCAAAGGUGUACAUAAUCAUGAUAAAGCCCCAAUUGAAUACAGCAGCUCACUUUCAAAACUGCAUUCAAAUGUACACCAUGUCCAUGCAGUGA
Molecule: messenger RNA, 2475 nt
Organism: Sinocyclocheilus anshuiensis
Lineage: Eukaryota; Metazoa; Chordata; Actinopteri; Cypriniformes; Cyprinidae
Product: taste receptor type 1 member 1-like
Exons: 7
Coding region: 1-2475 (824 amino acids)
Biological process (GO): G protein-coupled receptor signaling pathway
Cellular component (GO): plasma membrane
Molecular function (GO): G protein-coupled receptor activity
Source: RefSeq, a predicted model, not a curated record